CCUUUCUAUCUCCCUCUCACCACCCCUGAGUUCCACCUCAGGGUGCCACAGAGAAUUCAAAAGAGGAGCACAGAAGAGAGAGAAAAGAAGAAGAGGAGGAAGAGAAAGGUGCAGAGGGUCCGAAAGAAGAGAGAGUGUGUGCGUGUUUCCGUCCGUGUGAUCACCUCGGGCUGGGACGAAGAGUAAGAGGGGAAUUAUGAGCCAGACAGAAGGCGCGACAUUCCCGUUGGUGGCGGUCGCCGUUGACAAGGAUAAAGCCAGCCAGAGCGCCUUGAAAUGGGCUCUCGACAACAUCGUCACCAGGGGCCACACCAUCACCCUGAUCCAUGUCAUAAACAAGCACGCACCACCGGGGCAACAAGACGACCCUGCCUCUGCAGGCAGUCAUGCAAAGGAUCUAUUUGUCCCCUUUCGAUGUUUCUGCACCCGUAAAAAUGUACAAUGCAAGGAUAUCAUACUUGAAGACACUGAUAUAGCAAAGGCAAUCAUAGAGUUUGUCUCGCAUGCUGCUAUUGAAAAGCUUGUUGUUGGUGCACCUUCAAAAGGCGGAUUUGUUAGAUUUAGGACUACAGAUGUCUCUACCAGUGUUUCCAAAGGUGCACCUGAUUUCUGCACCGUCUACAUCAUAUCCAAAGGGAAGGUGUCCUCCAUGAGGAAUGCUGUCCGACCAGCACCAACCGUCUCCCCAUUCCGGGCUCAAAUCCAAAGCCAAUCAAGUAUAAGAAACGAACAUGUAGACCCACCUCACCCUCAUGGUGUCAGAGGUGAGGCAGCAUUAGGGACUUGGAAUGUGCAGAGUGAACGGGAACCAAUCAGGUCACCAUUCACCAGAGGAACACGUGCCUCAACUGGAAGAUCAUAUGCAGAGAGUAUAGGAGAGAGUGAUAUAUCAUUCGUGAGUGGUGGCAGGGCAAGCAUUGAUCGCAGCGAUAUAUCAUUCAUGGGUGGUGGCAGGCCAAGCAUUGAUCGCAUCUUUAAUCAGAGGAUGUCCAACGUGUCUGACAGCUUAGAUAACAGCUUUGAGAUGCAAUCACCACGCAGGUCAGUGGUUGGCGGUUUCUCAUGUGGGACUGCAUUCUCUUCAAUGUCUCAGGACAGCACAUCAUCAUCUCUCACCAUGGAAGAUGUGGAGGCGGAGAUGAAGAGGCUGAGACUAGAACUCAAGCAGACAAUGGACAUGUACAGUACAGCCUGCAAAGAAGCACUCACAGCCAAACAAAAGGCAAUGGAACUCCAUCGUUGGAAGAUGGAGGAAGAGAGGAGAUUAGAGGAAGCUCGAAUGGCGGAAGAAGCAGCUUUGGCCUUAGUAGAGAGGGAGAAAGCAAGAUGUAAGGCAGCCAUAGAGGCAGCUGAAGCCUCCAAAAGGAUCGCAGAGUUAGAAGCACAGAAGAGAAUCAACGCAGAAAUGAAAGCGCUCAAAGAGGCUGAGGAGAAGAAGAGGGCGUUGGAUGCUUUAGCAAAUACAGAUGUGAGGUAUAGGAAGUACACGAUAGAAGAGAUAGAAGUGGCCACGGAAUACUUUUCUGAGAAGCGGAAUAUUGGAGAAGGUGGCUAUGGUCCUGUCUACAAAUGUUACCUGGACCACACACCUGUCGCCAUUAAAGUUCUGCGCCCAGAUGCAGCUCAAGGGAGAUCUCAGUUUCAACAAGAGGUUGAAAUUUUAAGCUGCAUUAGGCAUCCAAAUAUGGUUCUUUUGCUAGGUGCCUGCCCAGAAUAUGGCUGCCUUGUCUAUGAAUAUAUGGCUAAUGGGAGCUUGGAAGAUCGCUUGUUCCGGCGAGGAAAUACACCACCAAUCCCUUGGCAGUAUAGGUUCCGCAUUGCUGCUGAGAUUGGCACAGGCCUCCUCUUUCUGCACCAGACAAAGCCAGAGCCGCUGGUCCACCGAGACCUUAAGCCUGCAAACAUCCUCCUUGACCGAAACUAUGUCAGCAAAAUCAGCGAUGUUGGCCUUGCCCGCCUGGUUCCCCCAUCUGUUGCAGAAAAUGUCACUCAGUAUCGCAUGACCUCCACUGCUGGAACAUUCUGUUACAUUGACCCUGAAUACCAGCAGACUGGCAUGCUUGGUGUAAAGUCCGACAUUUACUCUCUUGGGAUCAUGCUGUUGCAGAUAAUCACUGCAAAACCUCCCAUGGGGCUGACACAUCAUGUGGAACGCGCAAUUGAGAAGGGAACGUUCACAGAAAUGUUGGAUCCAUCAGUGACAGAUUGGCCAGUGGAGGAAGCCUUGAGCUUAGCCAAGAUAGCACUCAGUUGUGCAGAGCUGAGACGGAAGGACCGGCCAGAUCUUGCUACAGUAGUGUUGCCAGAGCUUGAAAGACUGAGAAAUCUUGGAGAAGAAAAUAUGCAACACUGUGCAUCUUUUGGCAGCUCACACACCUCACCCAUACACAGCCAAGUUUCUUUGCCGGAUGUCUUGAGUGGCCCUCUACCUGGACGAUCUGGAUAUGAAAGCUCAAUAACCCAAUCAAGUGCAUCAUCCAUGUACGGAAGAUGAUAAACUGCUGCCACAGAAUAUAGGGAACAGAUAAACCUGACAUAAUGCUUACUGAGAAGUACAGAAGGCUAUUUGCAUAAGGAACCAAAAGAAUAACAUGCUUGCUCAGGCAGCUUUGCAACCAUUGCAGAAGCUGAAAAUCCAUUUUGAAGUCAACUUCCCAGCACUUGCGUAAAACCAGUUGUUAGCUUUUAAGUAACAGAGCAUUCCCUCUGGGAACAGACAAGCAUGCUUAAGAAAACAGCAUGAAAAAUCAUUACUUUUCUUAUUCCCGUUUGGUUCAAUCUGGAGAUCUAACUUUUGUCAUUUCAGAUACCUGGAAAGAAAUAGUUAAAGAAUUCUCAAGUCAAGGGCUGAGGCCUGGUGACAAAUCAUUAUGAAGGUGCACCUUCUGCAUCAUGGUAUUGUCUAAAGAUUAGGGUAAAGAAAUUAUAGUUUGUAAUCUGUAAUUUUCAGAGCUGCUUAGUUACAAUAUGUACUGUCAAUACGGCUACCACUUGUACCAUUUUGCACGAAAAAUUUUGUCUUCACAAUUUUUCUUUGAAAAAAUGAUUGCUGAUG
Messenger RNA from Elaeis guineensis (African oil palm), 3055 nucleotides. Its product is annotated as U-box domain-containing protein 35. The record is from RefSeq and is a predicted model, not a curated record. Gene Ontology annotation, biological process: protein phosphorylation. NCBI's taxonomy places the organism in Eukaryota, Viridiplantae, Streptophyta, Magnoliopsida, Arecales, Arecaceae. Gene Ontology annotation, molecular function: protein kinase activity; ATP binding.